Messenger RNA from Henningerozyma blattae CBS 6284, 1161 nucleotides. It is a transcript of the gene CIA1, whose product is annotated as iron-sulfur cluster assembly protein CIA1. The coding region runs from base 1 to 1161 and encodes 386 amino acids. Gene Ontology annotation, biological process: iron-sulfur cluster assembly. The record is from RefSeq and is a predicted model, not a curated record. Gene Ontology annotation, cellular component: cytosolic [4Fe-4S] assembly targeting complex. Gene Ontology annotation, molecular function: protein binding. The transcript has a single exon. Lineage: Eukaryota; Fungi; Ascomycota; Saccharomycetes; Saccharomycetales; Saccharomycetaceae.
AUGAAACUAGAAUUGGCGAGAUGUAUAAAAUUACACGAAGAUAAGGUGUGGAGUUUAGAUUUCAGUAGAGGGCUAUUAGCGUCAGGUUCUACUGAUCGUCGUACUAAAAUUGUUUCAAUUAAACCCGAAGCUCAAGUUACACUAGUUGACGAAUUAGAUGAUUCGACACAUAGUAAGUCGGUUAGAUCAGUUGCUUGGAGACCAGGCACAUCAAUUUUAGCAACAGGUUCAUUUGAUACCACAGUUUCUAUUUGGACAAGAGAAGAAACUGAAGAAGGAGAAGAGUAUGAUUCUGAAGAAGAUGAAGCAUCAAGGGAAUAUAGUAACAGCAAUCAUGACAAUAAAUACGUAAUGGAAUUAUUGGCUAUUAUUGAAGGCCACGAAAAUGAAGUUAAAAGUGUUGCAUGGUCAUAUGAUGGCUCAUUAUUAGCUACUUGUGCAAGAGAUAAGAGUGUUUGGAUAUGGGAAACUGAUGAAAUUGGUGAAGAAUAUGAAUGUAUCAGCGUGUUACAAGAACAUAGUCAAGAUGUUAAAAAUGUUGUGUGGCAUCCAUCAUUACCAAUACUAGCAUCAAGCUCAUAUGAUGACACAAUCAGAAUAUGGACAGAUUAUGAUGAUGAUUGGGAAUGUUCUGCAGUUUUAAAUGGUCAUAAAGGUACCGUAUGGAGUUCUGAUUUUGAAAAAAGUAAUAACAAUAGCAAUAUUAGAUUAUGUAGCGGGAGUGAUGAUUGUACAGUUCGAGUAUGGAAAAAAUUAAAUAAAGGUGAAGUUGGCACUAGUGUGAAAGGAACAGAUGAUAUAAAUGACGGGAAUGCCAAUGAAGAAGAAGAUGAAGAAGAGGAAAAUGAUAUUUAUGAUAAUGAUGAUAAAUGGAUAUGUGAAGCUAUUUUGCCUCAAGAACAUACAAGAUCUAUCUACAGUGUUUCUUGGGGUCCAAAUGGAAUGAUUGCCAGUGCCGGAUCUGAUGGUAAAUUAGUCAUAUACCAUGAGGUAGAAGAUAAGAAUGAGAAAAAUAAAAUGAGAUGGGAAGUCUUAUGUAUAAAGGAAUUAAUACAUGGAAUCUACGAAUGUAAUAUUGUAAAAUGGAUAGAUGUAGAAGGUGAGCUACUAUUAGCAACUGGUGGAGAUGAUGGAUAUGUUAAUCUAUGGAAACUCAUAUAG